Macrosiphum euphorbiae (potato aphid) is the source of this 345-nucleotide messenger RNA. Lineage: Eukaryota; Metazoa; Arthropoda; Insecta; Hemiptera; Aphididae. The record is from the annotation of a GenBank genome assembly.
AUGUUCGCUUGUCGAUUGUUGUGGUCGCACCUGAAGCGGCGGUGUGGCGCCUACGGACAGUCGCCGGCUUUUAAGAACGACGUGUUGGAUGGAAUCGUCCAUAAUUCAGUGUUGCAGGGUAAAAAGCCUGUGAAACACUGGUUGAACGUUCGGGAGAAGCUCAAAAAACAAAGGUUUGAAGAGAUCAAGUGUGACGUCGAGUCCGUGUCAUUGCAAUACUUGGAUGGGUAUACUGGAGCAGACCAAACCGCAGAAUACAGAGCGGCAGAAGUGUCUAUAGACAGACUGCACAAUUUUCCGUACAGUAUUGUUAGUAAAAUAGUCAGCGACAAGCAUGUCAGCUAA